AGAGGCCGGGUGGUGCUGGGCGGAGGGAAGCAGGAUGGUGGAAGCCUGGUACAUGGACGAGUCCCCGGAGGACCAGCGGCAGCCGCACCGCCAGGAGCCUAAUCAGCCCGCCAGCCUUGAGCGGCUGAGGCAGCUGGGCGUUUUCUAUUGGAAACUGGAUGCUGAUCACUAUGAGACCGAUCCAGUCCUAGCAAAAAUUCGCAAGGAGAACAACUACUCUUGGAUGGAUAUAAUCACUAUACACAAAGAUAAGCUACCAAGUUACGAAGAGAAGAUAAAAAUAUUUUAUGAAGAGCACUUACACCUAGAUGAUGAGAUUCGCUACAUCCUGGAAGGAAGUGGGUAUUUUGAUGUUCGUGAUAAAGACGACAAAUGGAUUCGGAUUGCCAUGGAAAAAGGAGACAUGAUCACACUCCCUGCUGGCAUCUAUCACCGAUUUACACUGGAUGAAUCUAAUUAUGUGAAGGCCAUGAGGCUGUUUGUCGGAGAACCUGUGUGGACAGCGUACAACAGGCCUGCUGAUCACUUUCCUGCUCGGGAGCGGUACCGGCAGUCUUUGGCACAAGCAGUUCAAUAAACCUUUAGGAAGGCUUAAUACUCAAGUGUGUCCCAUAACUUCUGUAAAGCAGAAAUAACCAAAUGGCUUUGUUAACACUGCCUGCUAUUAAUGAGCAUUUGAUUUCCUGCAGCUCUAAUGUAGGGAAUGCACAGGGACUGUUGAGCUGUUAAUUAUAUAUUGAUUGCCAGAUGAUUACAAUUAUUUUUUUUGAA
Gekko japonicus is the source of this 771-nucleotide messenger RNA. RefSeq names its product acireductone dioxygenase 1 (gene ADI1). The coding region runs from base 35 to 577 and encodes 180 amino acids. Gene Ontology annotation, molecular function: acireductone dioxygenase [iron(II)-requiring] activity. Lineage: Eukaryota; Metazoa; Chordata; Lepidosauria; Squamata; Gekkonidae. The transcript has 4 exons. The record is from RefSeq and is a predicted model, not a curated record.